AUGACUUACCUCCCUUCUCCACUCAUUGCUCGACUCUUCUUCUUUCUCCGAACGAUCGACGACGCAAUAAAUUUGGUAUUGGUGUGUAAGAAGUGUUUGAUGAGUUCGCUUUCAUUGUUAAUCAAUCCGUAUUACCCGAUGUAUCCCCAUUACUCGAAAUGUGUUGAAGCUCGUGACGAGCGGAAAGAUGUUUUACGCGAACUCCGCCUCUUUCCAAAAAUCCAAAUUCUUCAAUUUCGAAAUGAGCUUCAAAUGGAAGAGAUUCAACCAUAUAACUUCAUUCGUGUGAUGACGGGGAAAGUUCCAUUUGGACUUGAAUCUUUACGUAACAAAAUGGUCAAACAAAUCGAAGAGUCUUUCUUUGCACCACUCUCAACAAGCUUAAGACAACUCUACAUAACAAUAGCAAUGGAAUCACUUCCUGAUUCUCAAUCAUGUGAUGGCAAUGUUAUGCUACAAAGACUUGAUUGUGAACUCAAAAACAUAACCAAUUUGCAAUUUCUUCAAACACUGAAACUUAGGUUUGUAUCAAGAAAUGAAAACAUUGUGAAUGGUUGCGUGUUACAAUCGUCCACUUCAUUGAUAACGUUUAACGACCGAAUACUGUGGGUUGCAGAUCAUUUCAAAAACAAGGCAAUUUCAGUCAUUUUCGAACUUGAUUUUCCAAACCCAGUUCUUUUAAUUAAACUUAAACAGUUGUCCACAAAGUUUGUAAUGGUCACCAGCAAUGCAAUGAAUAUGGACAAAAAUUAUUUGAA
Entamoeba invadens IP1 is the source of this 758-nucleotide messenger RNA. RefSeq lists its product as hypothetical. The transcript has a single exon. Lineage: Eukaryota; Evosea; Mastigamoebida; Endamoebidae. The record is from RefSeq and is a predicted model, not a curated record. The annotation marks the transcript as partial.